AUGGGCGCCUACGAGUCCAACCUGGACGAUAUCCUGGCAGAGGACAUGCACCACUGGUACAACAAGUUUAUGAAAGAGUCUCCUUCGGGACUCAUCACGUUGUUUGAGCUGAAGACGAUGCUGGAGAUGCAGGGGAUGACAGAAGAAGCUAGCAGCUACGUGGACCAGGUCUUCUUUACCUUUGACAUGGACGGGGAUGGAUAUAUAGACUUUGUAGAGUACAUAGCAGCAGUCAGUCUGAUGCUGAAAGGAGAAAUCAACCAGAAACUGAAAUGGUACUUCAAACUUUUCGAUCAGGACGGAAACGGCAAGAUUGACCAAGAUGAAAUGGGGACAAUAUUCAAGGCUAUCCAGGACAUCACCAGAUGUUAUGACUCUCCUACGGAGGAGAUUGUGACCCUCAUCUAUGAGAAGGUUGACAUAAAUAACGAAGGUGAGUUGACUCUGGAGGAGUUUAUCGAAGGAGCCAGGGACCACCAAGACAUCAUGGAGAUGUUGGGAAAGAUGAUGGACCUCACCAACGUUCUAAAGAUCAUUGUCAACGGACAGAAAAAGCAGGUCAAAUCACCCGAAUGA
Messenger RNA from Oncorhynchus masou masou (cherry salmon), 576 nucleotides. RefSeq names its product guanylyl cyclase-activating protein 1-like. The record is from RefSeq and is a predicted model, not a curated record. Gene Ontology annotation, molecular function: calcium ion binding; calcium sensitive guanylate cyclase activator activity. The coding region runs from base 1 to 576 and encodes 191 amino acids. NCBI's taxonomy places the organism in Eukaryota, Metazoa, Chordata, Actinopteri, Salmoniformes, Salmonidae. The transcript has 4 exons.